Molecule: messenger RNA, 837 nt
Organism: Dipodomys spectabilis (banner-tailed kangaroo rat)
Lineage: Eukaryota; Metazoa; Chordata; Mammalia; Rodentia; Heteromyidae
Gene: Agrp
Product: agouti related neuropeptide
Exons: 4
Coding region: 390-788 (132 amino acids)
Biological process (GO): positive regulation of feeding behavior; adult feeding behavior; neuropeptide signaling pathway
Cellular component (GO): extracellular region
Molecular function (GO): neuropeptide hormone activity; type 1 melanocortin receptor binding
Source: RefSeq, a predicted model, not a curated record
AGGGAAAAGGAGGAGAGGAGACAGGGCCAGAGAUGCAGUUAGGAGAGCUAGGUUUAGCAAGGAGGGUUAUCCCCACCUUUCUUCCUGUUAAGAAAUCGAAGAUUUGGCUCUUCACACCACCCCUACCCCAAAAUAACCACUACCUGUCAGUCCCUUCAGUGCUCUCGACCUAAGUUCCAGGAAACAAAGGAAAUAACAUGCCAUGUAAAGGCUUGAGUGAGCAUCUCCGGGGCCAGAAAUUAAAUUAAGCUCUCAGGUCCGCCUGCCUUAUUAUUGCUAAUGGCUCCAGCCUGGCCCUAUGUCCUGGUGCCCAGGAGAUUUUGGAACGUGGGCACCCAAUCUUGUUCCCAAACUUUGGUUCCUGGAAGCUUCAUCCCAAAUUGGAGGCCAUGCUGACUACAGUGCUGCUUAGCUGUGUCCUGCUGUUGGCACUGCCUGCCACACAGGGUGCCCAGAUGGGCUUGGCACCCCUGGAGGGCAUCAGAAGGCCUGAUCAGGCCCUCUUCCCAGAGUUCCCAGGCCUAGGUCUGCGUGCCCUGGUGAAGAGGACACCUGCAGACCAAGCAGAAGAUGCUUUGCUGCAGAAGGCAGAAGCUCUGGCAGAGGUGCUAGACCCAGAGAAACGCGAGUCACGUUCCCCACGUCGCUGCGUAAGGCUGCACGAGUCUUGCUUGGGACAGCAAGUACCAUGCUGCGACCCAUGUGCCACAUGCUACUGCCGCUUCUUCAACGCCUUCUGCUACUGCCGCAAGCUGGGUACCGCCACGAACCCCUGCAGCCGCACCUAACCGGCCCAUGGCGCAGCAUGGGGGGCAGGGGAGGGGAACGCGAAUAAAG